AUGUCCGAGCAGCUAACAAAAGAGGGAUCUAAUCUAAUUGACCCUGGAGCCGUUGCGGCCGCUGCGGCGGUUGUAUUGUCUGAAGUCACCCAGACUGCUGAUGCUCCAAAGCAGACCAAUGAUGGAAAUCAGUCUACGCACGAAGAAGAGCAGGAUGAUGAUGACAACGUAGACGGUGAAGAUGGCGAUGACGGAGGUGACGAAUAUGGCGAUGAUGAGGAUGAUAACAUCUCUAUUAAUGGUGCCAAUGGAUCAAAUUUGACCCCUACACAAAAGCGGAAGCUGAGGAGGAAAAAGGCCAAGCAGAGAGAGCAGGAGGCUUUGCAGGCGGCCGGUAUUACUCCAGCUCUUAGUGGCGCUGCUGCUAGUGCCAUUGGUAAUGGAUCAUCAUCGAGUAACAGUUCACAGCCAGCGCCAGGUAUAGCGUCAGUCUCGACCUCAAGUGCCCCCAUUAUUCCACCUGCUUCAGCUGUUUCACUGACUAGGUUGCCUCCAGGUACUGCCCUACCUACAAAACGAAAGAGACUCCCGAACGAUACAAUUGGAAUUCUAGAAGAUGAAAUUGAAGAAAAUCCCGAGGAUAUUGAUAAAUGGUCGCCAUUGGUGCGUGAACUAAAGGCGAAGGAUAAGGUCGAUAGCCUGCGCAAUGCAUUUGAGAGAAUGGUUGUAUACUUUCCAACAUCCUCAGAUAUUUGGAUGGAUUAUCUUGAUUUAGAACAGUCUAAUGGUGAAUUUCAGAAAGUUGAACAGUUGUUUGCCCGCUGUCUGCCAAAAAUUCUCAACGUUGAGCUUUGGUCUUACUAUUUGGCCUAUAUUCGUCGUAUCAAUAACAUCAAUAUUGAUGGAGACAAGGCUCGAACAACUAUCUCUCAAGCAUAUGAGUUUGUACUUGAUAGAGUUGGGUUUGAUAUUGAUAGUGGUCCUAUUUGGAACGAUUACAUUGAGUUUAUCAAAUCGCGCGAAGCUGGCACGUCAUGGGAGCAGCAGCAAAAAAUGGAUUUAUUACGUAAAACCUACAGGAGAGCGAUUUGUAUCCCAUUAUCAGGUCACUUAGAACGGCUCUGGCAGAACUAUUCGACUUUUGAGACAACCCUUAAUGCAAACACCGCCAGAAAGUUCACUGCAGAAGUCAGCGGUACUUACAUGAACGCUCGAUCUAGCCUCAGAGAAAUGGAAAAUAUUUUCACUGGUAUGCCCAGAACCACUAGUCCCGGUCUUCGUCAAUGGAGUAAAAAGGAACAAAAGAUUUAUGAAAAAUGGGAGCAAUGGAUAGACUGGGAGAAAAGAAACCCAUUAAGCACUGGAAACAAGGCGCUUGUAGAUGCUCGAGUUACUUAUGCUUAUAAACAGGCGGUAAUGACUCUAAGAUAUUUCCCUGAGGUUUGGUACAGCUUCUCCCUAUAUACAUUGGGUAGAGGGGAUCUAUCCACAGUUUCGGCAGCUAGUGCACCUGGUGCACUUGCGAGUUCCAACAGCUCAGUGGAUGCCGCUCUGGAAAUUUUGAGGAAUGGACUACAAGCAAAUCCUUCGAGUUUUCUUCUUUCUUACAAAGCAGCCGAGCUAUUGGAGAAGGAAUCACGAUAUGAUGAGCUGAAGGUCAUCUAUGAAAAUCUCAUUGCACGAUACAAGCUGGAAAGAGAGAAAAUGGUCAUUCAGAAUGAACAAUUCUAUAUUCUUCUUAAUGAGGCCCAUGUUUAUGCUACAACUCAACUGUCGUUGAAUGGCAAGAGUAAAAAGGAGCGUAAAGCAGAGAAACAUAUCACUCAAAAGGAGGCAGAAAUCCACUCGGUAUCUCGUAGCAUAACUCUUGCAUAUACAGAGUACAUGAAGACUGCCAAAAGGAGUCAAGGUAUCAAGGAGGCACGUAGAGUAUUUGGUGAAGCUCGUCGGUUACCAUACACUACUCAUCACAUCUUCGUUGCAUCAGCUAUGAUGGAAUACCAUAACAACAAGGAGGCUGAUAUUGCUGAUAAAAUUUUUGAGCUUGGGCUGAAAAGAUUUUCUGAAAACUCUGAAUACGUGAAGGUAUAUUUUGAUUUCCUCAUCCUUACCAAUGAUGAAACCAAUGCCCGAGCUUUGUUUGAAAAGUCUAUUAGCAAAAUGCCAAUUGCUGCAGCAAAGCCACUUUACGAGCAUUUCAUGAAGUUCACCGCCAACCAUGGCGAGCUGGCAGCUUUGUUAACUUUAGAGGAGAGAUUUUCUAAAAUGUAUCCUGACGAGAGCCCUAUGUCCAUUUUUGCACGCAGGUUCAGAAUUCCAGAGUAUGACCCUAUCGAAGACAAUGAUUUGCGACCAAAUUACAACAACCACAGUUUGCAGCAGAGAUAUCAGCAAAUUCAGCAAAUUGAAAGUACAUCUAUACUGGGUAGUAGUGGUGGUGAUGGUGACGAUGAAAGAAGUGACAGAGGUGAUCGAAAGCGUGGUGGUCGUGGUGGUGGAAGGCGUAAUCGCGACGAAGAAAGUGACGAUGAACGUCCAAUGAAGAGAAUCCGCGAGUCUACCGGAUUUUCUAAUAGUAGUGGAUUUUCUACUACCUCAUCUUUGGAACAGGCAUCCACCAAUAUCAUUCCGUCUGGAAUCCUGAAUCUCUUGAAGGCCCUCCCACCGCCAGAGUACCUUGACGGCUCUGUCUCUUUCGAUGCUAUGAAACUGACAGAUUUAAUUCGUGAUACAACUAUUCCUGAUAACUUGCUUUAG
Molecule: messenger RNA, 2697 nt
Organism: Sugiyamaella lignohabitans
Lineage: Eukaryota; Fungi; Ascomycota; Dipodascomycetes; Dipodascales; Trichomonascaceae
Gene: RNA14
Product: Rna14p
Exons: 1
Coding region: 1-2697 (898 amino acids)
Biological process (GO): mRNA 3'-end processing
Cellular component (GO): nucleus
Molecular function (GO): mRNA binding; protein binding
Source: RefSeq, a predicted model, not a curated record